This is a messenger RNA of Phyllopteryx taeniolatus (common seadragon), 1724 nucleotides long. RefSeq names its product golgi membrane protein 1 (gene golm1). The coding region runs from base 226 to 1362 and encodes 378 amino acids. NCBI's taxonomy places the organism in Eukaryota, Metazoa, Chordata, Actinopteri, Syngnathiformes, Syngnathidae. Gene Ontology annotation, cellular component: Golgi apparatus. The record is from RefSeq and is a predicted model, not a curated record. The transcript is spliced from 11 exons.
ACAGCACAGGAACGCAUCACCUGUGGUCCCAGACUCGCAGUCAACGGGGACAGUAAACAGAACUAUGCUGCCGUUCGAGUUUGGCCAUUAGCUCAAGCCGCAAAUCCGAAUUAAACGCUGCGUUAUGCGCCUUUGUUGUCAGUCGUGGCAACGUCGCGACACUCUUGGAUAAGAUUAAAAGCCGCCGAAUUCCUGCUCCUGCCAAUUGACUUUACCGGACAAGCAAUGGGUGGUCUGGUCAACGGGCGGCGUGGAGGAAGGGCUCCGCCUUUAAUGAUCGGCGCACUGGUCGUGUGCAUCCUGGUUCUGGGCUUCAACUACUGGGUGUCCACCUCGCGUAACCUCGAGCUACAGACCAAGCUGUAUGAGCUGGAGGGUCAAGUGCGUCGCGGGGCGGCGGAGCGCGGCGCGGCUGAGGUGAAGAAGUACGAGUUCCAGGAAGAGAUUCAGAGGCAGAAGGACCAGAUCGGCCAGAUCGAGAGUCUUUACAAGAAACAGCUGGAGGGAGUCCAGAACACCUGCAGCCAGGAGAAGGCCACACUGCAGCAGAACGUUUCCACCAGCACCAAAACCUUACAGGCACUAAAAGGCCAGCUAAAUCAGAUGAACGACGACCUGGGGAAUCUUCAGAAGGAGCUGCAGGCUUGCCAGAGCAACGUCAACAACCUCAACGACAAACUCACAUAUGACAUGAGACACUGCAACUCGCAGGUCCUGUCCCAGAAGGAGCUGUGUGACGAGCGAGUGGCCGCCGCCAAACAGGAAUUCCAGAGGAAGAUGACCAAGCUCCUCCUCCCCUCCAUUACCCAGAAGGAGAAGCUGGAGAGCGAUGGCGUACAAGCGGACGGCACUGCGGCGAACGUGUCCCUGAAGGCGCCAGUCGACUUGAACCCCUCUUCCAACCUCACGACGGCCAAAGCCAACGAACUUCUUGCGCUGUACGCCAAGGACAUAUUCACGGAACAAGGGGGCGUGGACGACGUCCUCCAGUCGGACGUGACAAAAUACGCCAUAAAAAAGGCCGACGUGAAGCAGCCGACACAGAGCAGCAAAUCCUCUUUGACGAGUCACAAGACACAAGCGGAGGCGUUAGCCGCUCAUACACAAGCAGCGGACCCGGGUAUGGGACGCGUGUCGACUGGCCGAGGAAAAGCCGCCAUGGCGGCAGUGGAGAAGCAACUAGACGAGGUGGAGAGUUACGACCGUGGGGACGAGCAGCCACUGGGAGGAGACAAACAACAACCCAGACAGGACGCAAACAUAGACAAAGUGAUGGAGGAGGAGCUGGCCGACUACAACGGCGACGAUGACAAUGAAGGAGAGUUUGAAGCGGACAAGCAAGCUGAACUGGCUCAGAUUUAAGGAAAAAGCACCCAGUGGACACGUGAGGAAUUGCAAUAUUUUUGGCUGUCAGUUGAUUGUUCAACACGUUUCCAACAGCACGAACAUGGAUAUCUAUUUUUUUUUAAUCGAUUUUUAUGAGUCGUAUUUGAGCUAGCAGGACAGAUGAAAAUGUCCACCAAAUGAAGUUAAAGCACAUUAGUUUUCCUGUUCAAACGAAUGGACUGGAACCAUUGAAGAAUGAACCGAAAUGACUUAAUACCAGCAGAUCACUUUGAUUUUCAUGUGUGUUUGACAGAUUCUUUUUUUAAAAUGUGUAAAUAAGUUUUGACCUGCUGAAAAAAAACGAUGGAAAUCAUACAAUAAAAGUGGUUUUAAGAUGA